AUGAAGCAUUUUGAGGGCUUUACAUUGCUGUCUGCUCUCACUUUACUGGUAUGCUUAGCUGCUGGUUCAGUAAUCACCACAACCGUAACCACGGAAAAAUGGAGCAACAGUAAAGCUUUGGAUCCCGUCUCGAAUGCUCAAGUCGGCCGCCUUUUGAGGAGGCACCAGUGGCCAACAAAGGAUGGAGGUUCCGACAACUCAGAAGUGAGAAUGACUGGCGCUAAGCUCCCAGGUGUUGCGGCGCUCGAUAAAGUUGCCAAGUCUGGACAAGAUCUCUACGAGAGUCAAGCAAAUGUUCACUUCUAA
Molecule: messenger RNA, 306 nt
Organism: Phytophthora infestans T30-4
Lineage: Eukaryota; Oomycota; Peronosporomycetes; Peronosporales; Peronosporaceae
Product: secreted RxLR effector peptide protein, putative
Exons: 1
Coding region: 1-306 (101 amino acids)
Source: RefSeq, a predicted model, not a curated record